GAAUUAUAUUACGUAAUCAGUGCGCCGCUGUUUGCUCACCCUGCUACCCGGCACGUUCUCAGCUGGUGGCUUUGCCAAAACCAUCACACUGAUGUCCGUGGACUUCAGUCCCAUGCUCCCAUAGAAUAUCUUUCCCUGUGCAACAGACCAAGGGGUCGAGUUCAUUCACUGAGAGGCGAAGAGGAAAGACGGACUGCGACCACAUCGGGCCCCUCCAGUCCCACCAACCUGGUAUUUCAGCUUGUCCACAGCCCCAGGGCCAGGGAACCUCGCGAGCAUCUUAGGUCACUAGGCGCCAGAUAGACCACUUCAAUCCAACCGCUAACAAGCGGCACCGUUAAUGUCUAAUUUUUAAAAAGAGCAUUCAUACGCUUUUAAGGUUUAAUGUUGUUAAGGUGUACGUUUGAAUAGACAAUAGGAGCCCGUACUCGCUGCUGCUAAGAUGCCCCUGACUCGAUCCUUAUCCAUGAGUUCCCUGAGCGGCCUUCCCCUGUGGGAGGAGGAAGACCUCCCUGUGGAAGAAAUGCUGCUGUUUGAGGUAGCCUGGGAAGUCACCAACAAAGUGGGGGGUAUCUACACAGUGAUCCAGACCAAGGCUAAGAUAACAGUGGAUGAAUGGGGGGAGAAUCUCUUCAUGAUGGGGCCGUACUAUGAGCACAACUUCAAGACCCAGGUGGAGGCAUGCGACCCCCCAAACCCCGCCAUAAAGAAAGCCAUGGACGCGCUCAACACCAACGGCUGCCAGGUCCACUUUGGGCGCUGGUUGAUAGAGGGCAGCCCUUAUGUGAUCCUGUUUGACAUCGAGUCAGCAGCCUGGAACCUGGACCGCUGGAGGGGGGACCUGUGGGACACCUGUGGUAUCGGCAUGCCUUUUAACGACCGAGAGGCCAACAACGCGCUCAUCUUUGGAUCCCUGAUAGCCUGGUUCUUCAAAGAGUUGACGGACCAAACAGGGGACAUGCCAUAUGUCAUCGCUCACUUCCACGAAUGGCAGGCCGGGGCGGGGCUUAUUCUCAUCCGCUCACGGAGGAUCCCCGUGGCAACUGUGUUCACGACACAUGCCACUCUGCUGGGCCGGUACCUAUGUGCUGGAAAUGUGGACUUCUAUAACAACCUGGACAAAUUCAACGUCGACCAGGAGGCUGGGGAGAGGCAAAUCUACCACCGCUACUGCCUGGAGAGGGCUGCUGUCCACUGCGCUCACGUGUUCACAACAGUGUCCCAGAUCACAGCUGUGGAGGCCAGCCACAUGCUGCACAGGAAGCCAGAUGUGGUCACCCCCAACGGUUUGAACGUGAAGAAGUUUUCAGCCAUGCACGAGUUCCAGAACCUCCACUCCACCAACAAGAACCGGAUCCAGGAGUUCAUCCGGGGACAUUUCUACGGCCACCUGGACUUCAACCUGGAGAAGACCCUUAGCUUUUUCAUAGCAGGACGCUAUGAGUUCUCCAACAAGGGAGCAGACAUUUUCCUGGAGUCUCUGUCCAGACUCAACUACCUGCUGAGGGUGCAUAAGAGCGAUGUGACAGUGGUGGUGUUCUUCAUCAUGCCAGCGAAGACAAACAACUUCAACGUGGAAACACUGAAGGGACAAGCAGUACGCAAACAACUCUGGGACACUGCUCACAGUGUGAAGGAGAAGUUUGGGAAGCGACUGUAUGAGGCCUUGUUAAAAGGGGAAAUCCCUGACAUGAACACUAUCCUGGACAGAGAUGAUUUCACCAUCAUGAAGAGAGCCAUCUUUGCCACACAGAGACACACUCUCCCUCCAGUCACCACUCACAACAUGCUGGACGACGCGUCAGACCCCAUCCUGGCCAACGUGCGGCGCAUCGGCCUCUUCAACUCUCGCACGGACCGCGUCAAGAUAGUAUUCCACCCAGAGUUCCUGUCCUCCACCAGUCCCCUGCUGCCUAUGGACUACGAGGAGUUUGUACGAGGCUGUCACCUGGGAGUCUUCCCCUCUUACUAUGAGCCCUGGGGAUACACACCAGGUGAGUGCACGGUGAUGGGGAUACCCAGUGUGACCACCAACCUGUCUGGUUUCGGUUGUUUCAUGGAGGACCAUGUCUCUGACCCCGCCGCAUAUGGGAUCUACAUAGUGGACCGACGGUUUCGCUCAGCUGAUGAGUCAUGCAACCAGCUGACCCAGUUCAUGCUCUCCUUCUGUCAGCAGUCCAGACGACAACGCAUCAUCCAGCGGAACCGCACAGAGAGGCUGUCUGACCUGCUGGACUGGAGGUACCUGGGACGGUUCUACCAGCAUGCCCGCCACUUGGCCGUAAGCAGAGCUUUCCCUGACAAGUUCCAGAAGGAUCCUCUGGUCCCUCCCCAGACUCAGGGAUUCCGUUACCCCCGGCCCGCCUCAGUGCCCCCUUCCCCUUCUGCCUCCCUACACUCCACCCCCCACCACAGUGAUGAAGACGAUGACGAGGACUAUGAUGAAGAUGAAGAGGCAGAGAGAGAUAGGCUGAACAUUAAAGCGACUUUCUCUCUCAGGGACGUGCUUGAGGGCGAGAAAAAACUGCCAGGAGAGUCUGGCGACUGAGAGGUCAAAGGUCACAGUUGACAAGUCAUGCCAGAAGACCUGGGUGUCACACACUCUGGUAAUACUAUCAGAUACCUGUUUGGUUCACCCUCACAGAAAACCCACAGACCUCUGCUUAUAUUGAGAGAUUCAUUUAUAUAAGUAAUUUUUCACACUAGAUUUAGAAAAUUCUAAAAUAAUUGUGGAUUAUAGGAUAUGUAAAAAUGUCAUGCUUUGAUUUUGGACAAACUCAGUCCUUAAAAAUCUAAGUGUCUCAUCAAAAGCCUGGCAAUUUGAACUAUACAUUUUAAAACACUGAAUUGCAUCAUAUCAGUCACCAAAGCUUUUGAUGAUUUGGGGAAUGAGUAACACUGUUUCUAUAAUAAGCUGUCUUAGACAAGUGUUGCUGUGAAUUCCAAUUUUUCUUUUUAUUAAACAACACAUUCAAACAUG
This is a messenger RNA of Osmerus eperlanus (European smelt), 2980 nucleotides long. It is a transcript of the gene gys2, whose product is annotated as glycogen synthase 2. NCBI's taxonomy places the organism in Eukaryota, Metazoa, Chordata, Actinopteri, Osmeriformes, Osmeridae. Gene Ontology annotation, biological process: glycogen biosynthetic process. The coding region runs from base 443 to 2548 and encodes 701 amino acids. Gene Ontology annotation, molecular function: alpha-1,4-glucan glucosyltransferase (UDP-glucose donor) activity. The record is from RefSeq and is a predicted model, not a curated record. The transcript has 16 exons. Gene Ontology annotation, cellular component: cytoplasm.